Molecule: messenger RNA, 731 nt
Organism: Aspergillus novofumigatus IBT 16806
Lineage: Eukaryota; Fungi; Ascomycota; Eurotiomycetes; Eurotiales; Aspergillaceae
Exons: 3
Source: RefSeq, a predicted model, not a curated record
CAUGUUCUGGCUCAUUCUGCUGCUGGACUGCAAUCCCGUGUCUUAUUUCUGGCUCCGCGUGGACCCUCGCAGUUCGGGAACAUGCUUGUCCACAGACGUUCUUCUGGGGAUUGCCUAUCUCUACAGUUCGCUCACUAUUUUGUGCGACUUGACUCUCGGUGUCAUGCCCGCCCUGCUGGUAUGGGGUCUGCAGAUGAACAGGAAGACAAAGAUCGCCCUUGGCGGGAUUCUCGGUUUGGGAGCUGUUGCGAGUGUUGCAGUGAUUAUCCGAUUCCCGUUCCUCCACUACUACAAAGAUAGUGAUUUUCUGUACUCCACCUACCAAAUCGCAAUCUGGUCCAUAAUGGAAACCGGACUCGGCAUCACAGCCGGCAGCCUUGUCACUCUCCGCCCCCUGUUCCGCUGGUUUCUGGAUGGCAACCUGUCCGGUCGUCGCAGACGCAGUGCCAAUCGCAGCGACAGACAAUAUCCGCUUUCCAGCUUGCCGGAUGAUCCACCGAAGAAGGAUACUCGCGAUCCAAGCUACUGGCGCCCCGACCUCCCGGAGGAAUUUCCCAGCGUCGUGGUGACCACCAUCUCGUCGCCAAUGGCGCGAAGCCAAUUUAACGAAGACCACAGCAGCCAGGAGGAACUGAGCCCUCCUGAGGACUCAUGGGCCCGUUAUCAGGUCAACAUCCACAAGACGUUCCAGAUGACUACCGCACCUUGAUUCGAUUGAUCCUUGAUCCUUA